AUGGCUACUCUCGCAGAACAUCCCAUGCAGCCGACUAUGAACGCCGCCUAUGACCAAGAUCUCGACUCCUUCAUCAACUUCGAUCAACUCGCCUACACAUCCGCCGACCCCGCCCGCCCCAAGGUCGCCCUUGCCAGCCAACCCUCGGUCGCUGGGACCGACUUCAGCACAAGCGACGCUCGCAGCGCCAGUUUCGCCUCCAGCGGUCAAUCUCCCAUGGCCUUCCAAGCCCCUAGUCAUCACUAUGAAGAACACCGCCAGCAAACUGGUUUACCCCCUGGCGCCCUGGCCAUGACCUACAACCAACAGGUAAACCACAUGGGUUUCGGAAACGCCAAUCCCGGCUAUCCCAUGAACGCCGAAAUGUUCCCACAACAGAUGAAGCGCGAGGACGCCCCAUUCGAUUUCAACACAGCCCCUGCCCGUAACCCAUCUGAGAUGGAGAUCGAGUCCGACGGCAUGACCAACACCCCUUACUACUUCCCCAACAACGCGAACAAGAACCAAUACAUCGAUCCCAACGCGCUCGGCGGCCAUGAGCUGGCUCAGGCUGGUCCUUCCACUCAGGUCGGUCGUAUGUACCCUGGUAUGCAUCAGCAGCAGGCUGCGAUGGCCAAGGCGGCGGCUCAGCAACAGAAGCAACACGAGAUGGUGCACCAGCAAGUGCCUCAGCGCCGCGUGGAAGAGAGCCCCAGCGCCCCGUCCCAUCGUGGUUCCCGUCAACCCGAUCCCGUUGUUGAGGAGCGCAUCUCCCAACUUCUUCACCAGAUGCGCCAAAAUGCCAUCGCCAACGGCGAGGCGUCCCCGUCCCCGUCUUCCGGCAUGCCUCAUAUGGCCAAGGCCAAGAAGGACGAGGCUGAUAUGGAUGAGGAUGAGCGUCUGCUCGCCAGUGAGGAGGGAAAGAAGCUGAGCAGCAAGGAGCGUCGCCAAUUGCGGAACAAGGUGUCCGCUCGUGCAUUCCGCUCUCGUCGCAAGGAGUACAUCGGUCAGCUUGAGAGCGAAAUUGCCUCCCGCACCAACGAGGCCCAUGACCUCCGCAUGCAAAACCGUGCCCUCUAUGAGGAGAAUGCCCGCCUGAACGACCUCGCCCGCAUGCUCCUGGGUUCGCCCCAUUUCUCCUCUUUCCUGAGCGACAUGCCCGAGGCCGUCGCCCCCCAGGUUCAAGCUCAGCAGGCACAAGCCUCCCGUCCCCAGCAGCCUCAGCAGGCUCCUGUCCCCAAGGAGGCCGCCGCUCCUCGUCCUCAGGAGUUUCAGAUGCAACAGAACCCCCAGGCCAACAUCAUGAUGGUUCCCCAACAGGGUAUGGAUGCCUCCAUGGCGAUGAAUAACGGUGGCUGGAACUCCGGUAUCGACAUGAACUUUGGCAACGCUUCUGUCUUUGCUGUUCUCGAAGUUCCCCAAGGCCCUACUCUUGACGCUGAGGUUUUGUCUGGCAAGUCCUCCUCCCCGAUCGAUCUCUCCGAGGGAUCCCCCAAGAACGAGGCCCCUGCUCUCGACCGCCCCGAGCAGUCGACCGAGAAGUCUGAUAUCGGUGUUGCCAACCCCGAUAUCGAGAUUGACGAGUCCGACCCCGCCUUUGCUCUCUUCCUUGAUUCCCCUUCUGUCGCUAUUUCUUCCGACGUCCCUGCCUUCGACGGUGUUCAAUCCGAGAAGGCUUCUCAAUUUGAGCUGGUGGUGGACUCUACCGAAGUCAGUGCCUCGGCCAAGAGUCGAUUCAACUCUCUCUGCCAAAAUAUGGAAGCCGCCUUCCAACGAGUGUCCUCUGUCACUUCUCAUCUUCAGUACCUGCUAAUCGCUCGACCUCCGCCUCCGCCUCCGCCCGCCAAAAAAAAAAGUCGUCCAACGUUGAGUCAACCUACACUUCUUCACCCCUCCACCUCCCUCUCAUGUCGUCUCUCCCCUUUCGCUCCCACUGAAUCUCCACCCACAGCCAAAUUGGCUUCUCUACAGACCAGCGGUACUUUCUUUACCGCGGCUUCUGGCGCACUCUCGCGUGCAUUUCCUCGACCGGCCAUCGCGACCUCCGUCCGCGUCGCCGCAUUUCAAACUAAGACAUACCCCAAAAGUCGAAGUCGAUCGGUAUCCAAAGCUACACAGCGCAAAGUCGCUGCUCAAACUUCUCGUUUCAAGUCUUUCCCACGAAAAGAACCUCCCACCCUCUGCGAACAGCGACAACACAAGUUUCGAGGCCUCGACCAGAGAAACAACAACCAGAACAAACGACACAUCGAUCCGAACACGCCUAUCGUCCCCACUAGUCGAGUUGGAAAGGCGGAAUACCUCCUCUGUGAACCUUCCCUCCUCAAAUUAGAAGAGCUUCCCCAGCCGUCCACCGCAAUCCACCCAAUGAAGUUCUACUGGCAGGCUUUGACGACCCCAACGGCCGACACCCCCGGCACGUUCCUCAAUCUACACUUCCCCGAGAAGAGAUACAUUUUCGGACAGGUGUCAGAGGGAACCCAGCGAGCAUGCGUUCAACGGGGAACAAAGCUUAGUGCCCACUUGAAUCAUCUUUUCCUGACAGGCCGCACGGAAUGGGCGAACAAUGGCGGUUUGAUUGGUGUCAUCUUGACUGUCGCAGAUGCAAGUGCGUCAACCUACGGUUCCAUAGAGACUGCUACGCGUGAAAAGAUGGAGCGCGCAGCCGAACGCAAAGCCACGGAGGCGCCAGGAAGAAAUCCGGGGCCGCUGAACCAAGCGAUCCCACGGGCCUGUUCGAUGCAGCCAUUGACAGGACUCAUCUGA
Penicillium manginii is the source of this 2745-nucleotide messenger RNA. RefSeq lists its product as uncharacterized. NCBI's taxonomy places the organism in Eukaryota, Fungi, Ascomycota, Eurotiomycetes, Eurotiales, Aspergillaceae. The record is from RefSeq and is a predicted model, not a curated record. The transcript has 3 exons. Gene Ontology annotation, molecular function: DNA-binding transcription factor activity. Gene Ontology annotation, biological process: tRNA processing; regulation of DNA-templated transcription. The coding region runs from base 1 to 2745 and encodes 914 amino acids.